Messenger RNA from Strigops habroptila (Kakapo), 7438 nucleotides. RefSeq names its product doublecortin like kinase 1 (gene DCLK1). Gene Ontology annotation, molecular function: protein kinase activity; ATP binding; microtubule binding. The record is from RefSeq and is a predicted model, not a curated record. The transcript is spliced from 18 exons. Gene Ontology annotation, biological process: protein phosphorylation; photoreceptor cell development; retina development in camera-type eye. Bases 368 to 2557 code for a protein of 729 amino acids. Gene Ontology annotation, cellular component: neuron projection; axoneme. Lineage: Eukaryota; Metazoa; Chordata; Aves; Psittaciformes; Psittacidae.
GAGACAGAGGCGACGGCACCGCCCUCCGGAGAGAGCGGCAGGGAGAGGCUGGUGCGAAGCGCCGCAUCUCAAUGAGGGCCGGGCUAAUGCAAAUCACUGCAACCGGCAGCAGCAGAAGAAAGGCGAAGCAGCUGCAGCCCGGGCUCCCCAGCAGCGCGCUCCAGCCAGGGGAGGCGUAACAAAGGCAGUGGAGCCGCUUUCUGCGGCAGCUCCUGCUAUUAGAGCCGGGUGGUCGCCGGGGGGGAAGGGGGAGCUGUCGCUCUCUGGCCUCGUCCUAUUUGGAGCUGCCGCCUUCCCUCCGCGCCCCGCCAGCAGGUCCGAGGGAGAAGGUGCUCGCCAGGCUGCGGAGAACAGAUUGAACUUCAACAUGUCCUUUGGGAGAGAUAUGGAGCUGGAGCAUUUUGAUGAGCGUGAUAAAGCGCAGCGAUAUGGCAGGGGGUCCCGGGUAAAUGGUUUGCCCAGCCCUACUCACAGUGCCCACUGCAGCUUUUACCGAACCCGCACUCUACAGACCCUGAGUUCUGAGAAAAAAGCCAAGAAAGUUCGUUUCUAUCGUAAUGGAGACCGGUAUUUCAAAGGGAUUGUAUAUGCCAUCUCCCCUGACCGGUUUAGAUCCUUUGAAGCUCUCCUGGCUGAUCUGACCCGAACUCUGUCUGACAAUGUGAAUCUGCCCCAGGGAGUGAGAACAAUCUACACGAUUGAUGGCUCCAAGAAGAUUUCCUCCUUGGACCAGCUAGUGGAAGGGGAAAGCUAUGUAUGUGGUUCCAUAGAACCCUUCAAGAAACUGGAGUACACGAAGAAUGUAAACCCAAACUGGUCAGUGAAUGUUAAGACAACUUCUACUUCUCGUUCAGUGCCGUCUCUUGCCACUGCUAAAGGAGGUACUCCAGAUGCAAAAGAAAAUAAGGAUUUCAUUAGGCCUAAACUAGUCACUAUCAUCAGGAGCGGAGUGAAGCCACGAAAAGCAGUCCGGAUUCUGCUCAACAAGAAGACAGCACAUUCAUUUGAACAGGUUCUUACUGAUAUAACUGAUGCCAUCAAGCUGGAUUCAGGGGUGGUUAAACGCUUAUACACACUAGAUGGAAAACAGGUGAUGUGCCUUCAGGAUUUCUUUGGCGAUGAUGACAUUUUUAUUGCAUGUGGACCAGAAAAGUUCCGUUACCAGGAUGAUUUCUUGCUGGAUGAAAGUGAAUGUCGGGUGGUGAAAUCCACUUCCUAUACCAAAAUAGCUUCGACUUCCCGUAGGAGCACCACCAAGAGCCCGGGCCCAUCCCGACGCAGCAAGUCUCCUGCUUCUACUAGCUCAGUGAAUGGAACCCCUGGUAGCCAGCUUUCUACUCCCCGCUCUGGGAAGUCUCCAAGCCCAUCUCCCACCAGUCCAGGAAGUCUACGGAAACAGAGGAGCUCCCAACACAGUGGCUCCUCUACCUCAUUAGCAUCCACCAAAGUUUGCAGCUCUAUGGAUGAAAAUGAUGGACCUGCAGAAGAAGUGUUGGAGGAAGGUUUCCAGGUUCCAGCAUCAAUAGCAGAGCGAUACAAAGUUGGAAGGACUAUAGGAGAUGGAAAUUUUGCUAUUGUGAAGGAGUGUAUAGAAAGAUCAACUGGUAGAGAAUAUGCCCUGAAAAUAAUCAAAAAAAGUAAAUGUAGAGGAAAAGAACACAUGAUCCAGAAUGAGGUAUCUAUUUUAAGACGAGUAAAGCAUCCCAACAUUGUACUUCUGAUUGAGGAGAUGGACAUGCCAACUGAGUUGUACCUUGUCAUGGAACUUGUAAAAGGAGGAGAUCUUUUUGAUGCUAUCACUUCCACCAACAAAUAUACAGAGAGAGAUGCCAGCGGGAUGCUUUACAAUCUGGCCAGUGCCAUCAAAUAUCUUCACAGCCUGAACAUUGUCCACAGGGAUAUCAAGCCGGAGAAUCUACUGGUUUAUGAACACCAAGACGGAAGCAAGUCCCUGAAGCUAGGAGACUUUGGCCUAGCAACAAUUGUGGAUGGACCUCUAUAUACUGUUUGUGGGACCCCAACAUAUGUAGCUCCAGAAAUCAUUGCAGAAACUGGAUAUGGCUUGAAGGUGGACAUCUGGGCAGCGGGUGUGAUUACUUACAUCCUGCUCUGUGGCUUUCCUCCGUUCCGUGGAAGUGGAGAUGACCAAGAAGUACUUUUUGACCAGAUUUUGAUGGGACAAGUGGAUUUUCCAUCUCCAUAUUGGGACAAUGUUUCUGAUUCUGCAAAGGAACUUAUCACGAUGAUGCUUCAAGUAGAUGUAGAUCUACGAUUCUCAGCCUUGCAAGUUCUUGAGCAUCCAUGGGUUAAUGAUGAUGGCCUUCCAGAGAAUGAACAUCAGCUCUCAGUAGCUGGGAAGAUAAAGAAGCAUUUCAACACAGGCCCUAAACCGAACAGCACAGCAGCUGGAGUUUCUGUCAUAGCACUGGACCACGGGUUUACCAUCAAGAGAUCAGGGUCUUUGGACUACUACCAACAACCAGGAAUGUAUUGGAUAAGACCACCGCUCUUGAUAAGGAGAGGCAGGUUUUCCGACGAAGACGCAACCAGGAUGUGAGGGGACGUUAUAAGGAACAGCAAGCUCCACCUGAACUCAACUCCGAAUCGGAAGACUAUUCACCAAGUUCAUCCGAGACUGUUCGCUCACCUAACUCACCCUUUUAAUAAAACACUUUUACUCAAAAGUCUUGGCUUUAACCCUUUGAGACCCUGAAAAUCCUUCAGACCUGUGUGAAGUGAUUACAGCUGAUCUAUCCAGCGGUAAAUGCUGGGAUGGUGGAACACAAAAGGGUGCUCACAGAAUCUUUGUAAGAAUAAUUUCCUAAUUGAUUGAAAUACGUGUUCUCUAUUUAGAUUGCAACUUGCUGCUAAUAUGAUCCUCAAAGGGUUAAGGCUAUUUUGCUUUUUUAUUUAAAGAUAGAAGCAGUGAAUGUUUUCAUCAGUGAAGCUAGGAACUGCAGUAUGUAAUUUUAGCACGUUAACCCUCUGAGUAAAAGAUCAACUUACUUAAAUCUUGACAACCCACAUUAGGGCUUUAUUUUUUCUUUUUUGCUUUUAUACGCACAUAUCUUUUAUAGUACCCUAAAGUUCCUUGCCUGUUUCUGGCCAAAUCAAACGCACUAUUCCUUAGGGGUUACAAAUAUAGGCUUUAAAAAUGAAAAUAAAAUUAAACGAACAGUAUAUUCUAUAGCAGCUCUUUCUAAACCUGCAUCAUACUUCCACAGGCAGUGACUGUUGUUGGAGGAUAUUAUGCAGGCUAAAUGGGAAAUUCAGUUUAGGGCAGACUCAUAGUUUACAGAAGAUGGCAUGAUGAUGGCUACAAAAGGUUGCUUCCAUAUCGUUUGCUGCUAAUGACAAUGCAGAGUCUUGGGAAAUGGCUUGAGGACACGUUCUGUCAUGUAAUGGUAUGUAAUGAUCUAGCUGAGAAGUUCCUGGUUCCUUUGCCUCACAUUCAGAAAUGUACAGGCAUUCUCUCAACAUGACCUGGUUAUCCUGGGAGAGUCAUUUUUAAAGAUUAAUAUUGAUAAGAAUAACACUUAAAAUAGCUGAAGUACUUCUAAAUCCGGGAAAAUACAAGUAAUUUCAUAUAUAUGUAAAACCUAAACUGAAUUAGUGGAAGUUCUGUCUUAGAAUGGACAAACUAAAAAUUAUCACCAGUUCUAUUUGUAAUAUUUAAUAAAAUGGAUGUUUACAGAGAGUAUACACAUUUGUAGUUUGUUAAAACCUCAACACAGCAUUAUAGCAUUUUAUUUAACCAUUAUCCUAAAGUUGGCUUUCACAGAAAUAUUACACUUUGUAGACUUUUGCUUCAAAUGUGAUAAUUUAAAAGAAAAAAAAUUAUGAAAUCAUUCAGAAUAUCAAUUGAAUGAAAAAGGCAACUUCCAAACUCCUAUUCUAAAAUAAAAACCAACAUUGCAAAAUUUAUACUUGCUUUUAUUACUCAUAUAAAAUGGAAGUUUUCUGCUCUAAAGUUAAAAUUUUCUCUGUUUUUAAAAAGUCACAUAGAUGUGUUUGCUUCUCUCUCUCUCUCUCCUUGCUCUUUUUCUCUUUCUUUAUCCCUUUUUCUUUCAAAUUAUACCACUAGAAAUAUCAAUACGCUGCCCAAAAAAAAAAGCAGACUUUUCUGAUCUUGCUAGGAAGUAUAAAUAAAUUUUGGAGGAACAGGGCAAGUUGCCUACAGAGCCACUUCCUGUGACUCGUAUUUGCUCAAGGAACUGUCCCUAAGAGCAGCUGUGGCAGCGAAUGUGUACCUGCAGCUUGUUGAAGCUAGUGUAAUUCUCUUUUGCAUUUCUAGUUGGAAGUAUCAUUUGAACUGUAUUUCAAGAAACAUUGAAAUUCUUUUGUUUCUCCAUCCUUUGAAGUGCAUCUUUCAUUGCCUCAACCGUGAAAAUUUAUAUUCUAAAAGCUCUAAAGAUUUCAAAUACAGGAAUUUCAUCUUGUGAAUCUUCACACAAGUGGUACAAGCAUUUCAUACAGAAUACUUUUAAAUUCACCCAGUGUUAAUAAUCUAGAAACGAGACAUUUAAUAGAAACUAGUUCUCCAGAUUUCCUUGGUAAUACAGAGAGAUGAGCAUUUCCAGGUUUGAUUCAUCUCACCUGUCAUGGGCACACAUUUUAGGCAGGACUCAUGCUUUGAUUCACCUAUUGCUCUCCAUUGAUGGUAGAAGAAAGUGCUGGAAGCUUACAUCUGACACCAAACUUCAGCUUAUGAGUUUAGUAGAAUGAAUCUCACCCUAAGUCAUUGGGAGACUCUGAUCUCUGAACAUACAUCCAUGGGCAGAAGGCCUGUGCACAGCCUCUGUUACUGGAACCUGAGUCAUAACAUCUUAACCCAAGUGAAGCAAAUAAGUGUCUUGUUGGAGAACUCCACAGGGGAAAGAAGUGAAGGGAUAAAGGAACUGCUAUACAAAAGUUCUCAUAUUUUAGGUUUUGGGAAAGGGCUAUCUGUGGCAGAUCCAUGCCCAGGUGACCCUAGAGUCACAGCAGAGAGAAGAUCCUUGGUAGAUAGGGCACAGCCACUGGACUGUGAUGUUGUUGGUUGUAGUUUGAUAACAUUUGGAUAGGACAGGGAUUAUUUUUCCUCAGCCAAGGUAAAGCCUCCCUUGUCACUUACCUUCAUCAAUUUACUGUAGGUCAGGAUCUGUCACAUGUUCUUCCAGCAUCGUUCUUCCCACAUUAUAUCACAGCCUUCCCUUUAGGAGAGAUACAACUCAGCCAUGUAAAUGAAAGACAUAUAUUUCAUAAUAAAAAAGUAUCCAUUAAUACCACAUGCUACUUGACUAUUGGGAAACUUCGGCAGUCUUAAAGCAAAGGCCAACGUUCAUUCUUCUUAAUUAGAGAGGGAAGUCAGGACAAAAAACUAAAUAUAAAAAUAUACUUCACCUUAUGCAUGUGAAAUAUUAUUCAAAAACCCAUCUGGGAUUUUCCUAUCACCUUUGCUUUACUUUAGAAUACAGGGUUAUCAUUAAAAUGUUUGGCUCCUUCAUCUUACACCAUCUUGUACUACUUCAAAUAAAUGUGAAAAUAAUCCUAGAUCCUGAAAACCCUACUCUUCCCCAGCAUCUUAUAUGUUUCUGAUCUUUGGUUCCUGUUUUAUGAACUUAAGUAUAAAAAUACAUUUCUUCCUUGUUAUUUUUUAGGUCUGUGAGAGAGUGGGUUUCAAAUUGCUGAUAGCCUCUUUUUUAGGCCUCAAGGAAAGAUAUCUGAAUAUUUAAACUGUUUUAAAAGAGUUUUCAAAGAUGUUUUUAAAUAUAUCUGUGUAUCCAUAUAUAUUUUUAAAUAUAACCAUAUAUAUGUGUAUAUGUGUAUGGUUUCAUGGAAAUAAUAAUGGUUCAGGCUCGUUUGGCAGUGACUGCCCUUUUUCUUGUCUAACCUCUGAAUUCCUGGGGGUAAGUGAAGACAGAAAAUGUGGGCCUAAAAAUACUUGAAACACCAGUGAAAACAAGAAAUCAAAGAUAACAGACUAUUUCUAAUGUGAUAAUCUGUGAGAGCAGAGAGCACAUAGCACAGUGUGGUCAUUUUACUAUAAUACAUACCAGUCCUCCUCACUUCUUCCUUCAUUUCGCUUUUGAAUCAUUGCAUUGUACUGUUGCUAAAUGUGACGACAAUUUUCUUUUCCUAAUGCGUAUUACAUAUACAAGGCCAACUUCUUCCCACCAAGCCUGUGUAGUUAGCUGAGAUGGAUGGCAGUCCUGGUAGGAACUGUCUAUCACCAGGGAGAUGGAGAGGAGCACUUCCAAAGGGUGCUUCAGGUCAUCUAAUAUUCGGUCUCUGGAGAUGCUUGAUAAUCUGAUCUUAAUAUUAACAAAAGUGUAGGACAGGAUCACUUCCAGCUUAAAUCUUCUCAAUUAAAUGUAAGUGAGGAUAAUGUGGACUCCAACCUAAGUGCAAUAUUUUAGUGAGCUUACAUUCAGUGAAUAAACUUUGAUGUGAAAAUGUAGUACUGAUAGGUGAUAGCACAGGAUUAGUUAAAUGGCACCGAGCUGGGCAUUGUCUCAUAUAGAUGUAUCCAUCUAAUAGUUAAGCGUCAAAUCUAGGGCAAUCAUCUAAAAUUCCCUUAUAGUUGCUAGAGACUGGCUUCUUCAGUAGGUAAUUAAAACUUGAGAAUGGAUGAAUAGCUCACUAGAUGAGGUGCCUAGCCAAAAUAUAUCUAGAGCAUGAUUCAUUAAGUCAUGACAUAUAAAUUAAUAUUUCUGUAAGUUACAAUUCUCAUAGCAUUAAUGUACAAAAAAAUUCCAGAAUAUUAUAGUUUUACUCAGAGGGUUAACAGAAGAGCACUAGGCAUGCUGAUUACAUUGGUGUAUCCAAACUGCUUUGCUUUUUUAGCCAGUGUUUGCUGAUUUUUUCAGAAAAUUCUUGAAAAAUUUCAAGUUUGAAAUAAUUUCAGUGUUGUCGUUUAAGGAAUUUCUAUAACCAAAUCUUAUUUUUAGCUUAACUUAUCACAGGAAUAAUAUGUAUCAUUGAUGCAAUGUAAGUCUGUAGUUAUCAAUUUUAUUAAUUCCACAAGUGACUCCAGAAAUCUCUCUUUUUUUAAGUACUUACUAUAGAGCUUAUAAUGGUGGCAUAGGUGACUGAGCCUGUCUUUCUUAUAGGUAAACAAACAGUAUUGUAAUUUCAAGAAAGUCCUAAGAAUCAGCUUUUCAGUUUGGUAGUGUAUUAGUUAGGGGGAAGCUAUCUCAUGACAUGCAUUGUGUAAAUCAUCUUUGUAGAUGAAGAUUGUUCAUAUUAAUGAACACAUUCUUUUUCCUUGACAUUGUAGCAGAAACUGUUUACUUGUUAAUGAACAACCAAUACAUUAAUUUGCUUCAGACUGUUAGAGGGGAAAGUGAGAUUCCAGUCAUUGACAAUGUUAUUGCUUUACAGUAGCCCUCAUCUAAUUUAAAUGUGGUGCAUACUACAAUAAGCAAAGCCAAACCUGUGAAUAAACUCCUGAAAAAGC